AAAGACUUAUUUGUCUCUGCUUAUUUCACGUCUCAAAGUUUCAUAAACCAGAGGAAGAACAUCUCAUUUUUCCAUUCAAUCAACCAAAUUUCUUCCUCCAAAUCACAAAAAAACAUGUCGCUACUUUCAGAUCUUGUUAACCUUAAUCUAUCCGACUCCACUGAAAAGAUCAUUGCUGAAUACAUAUGGAUUGGUGGAUCUGGUAUGGACAUGAGAAGUAAAGCAAGAACGCUUAAUGGACCAGUUUCUGAUCCAAAAGAGCUGCCAAAAUGGAAUUAUGAUGGAUCCAGCACUGGUCAAGCUCCUGGUGAAGACAGUGAAGUCAUUCUAUACCCACAAGCUAUCUUCAAAGAUCCAUUCAGAAGAGGCAACAACAUCCUUGUUAUGUGCGAUGCCUAUACCCCACAAGGAGAACCAAUCCCAACCAACAAGAGAUGCAAUGCUGAAAAGAUUUUUAGCCAUCCAGAUGUUGUAGCUGAAGUGCCUUGGUAUGGUAUCGAGCAGGAGUACACAUUGCUGCAAAAGGAUGUUAACUGGCCCGUUGGCUGGCCUGUAGGGGGUUAUCCCGGUCCACAGGGCCCCUACUAUUGCGGUAUUGGUGCUGAUAAAGCUUUCGGAAGGGAUAUUGUUGAUUCGCACUACAAGGCUUGCAUCUAUGCAGGAAUCAAUAUUAGUGGAAUCAAUGGAGAAGUGAUGCCUGGACAGUGGGAAUUCCAAGUUGGUCCAGCUGUUGGAAUCUCUGCUGCAGACGAGGUGUGGGUAGCUCGCUAUAUUUUGGAGAGGAUUACUGAGAUUGCUGGAGUGGCUCUUUCUUUUGAUCCAAAGCCAAUUCCAGGUGACUGGAAUGGUGCUGGUGCUCACACAAACUACAGCACAAAGUCCAUGAGGGAAGAUGGUGGGUAUGAGAUUAUUAAGCAGGCUAUUGAAAAGCUUGGAUUGAGGCACAAUGAGCACAUUGCUGCUUACGGUGAAGGAAAUGAACGCCGUCUCACUGGUAAACACGAAACAGCCAGCAUUUCUACCUUCUUGUGGGGAGUAGCAAACCGAGGUGCAUCAGUUCGUGUUGGAAGAGACACAGAGAAGGAGGGAAAAGGAUAUUUCGAGGACAGGAGGCCGGCUUCAAACAUGGACCCGUAUGUUGUAACUUCCAUGAUUGCCGAGACUACCCUUCUUUGGAAACCAUAGAGUGCCUUGCCGAGUCCAGGAUUUAACUAUCAGUAUUCUGUCAAGUCAUUGCGUUGAACAAGAUGCAGUCUGUUCAAGCUGUUGUUAGAGUUUUUCGUCUAUUUAUAAGUUCCCAUUCAAACUGGCCAUUUGUGUAAUCCAUUGCUUCGGUUAAGUUGCUUUACACAUUAAAUAACACCUAUUUCUUGCACUAAUACUUCGUUGAAAAAACUUUGUAUGAUUAUGUUUCCAUACAAAAAUUUGAAGAAAUAAAAUUCUCCCAUGGGCUACUUAUGCA
Molecule: messenger RNA, 1462 nt
Organism: Spinacia oleracea (spinach)
Lineage: Eukaryota; Viridiplantae; Streptophyta; Magnoliopsida; Caryophyllales; Amaranthaceae
Product: glutamine synthetase cytosolic isozyme 1-1
Exons: 11
Coding region: 115-1185 (356 amino acids)
Cellular component (GO): cytoplasm
Molecular function (GO): glutamine synthetase activity
Source: RefSeq, a predicted model, not a curated record